Messenger RNA from Manihot esculenta (cassava), 656 nucleotides. RefSeq lists its product as uncharacterized. The record is from RefSeq and is a predicted model, not a curated record. The transcript has 3 exons. The coding region runs from base 253 to 486 and encodes 77 amino acids. NCBI's taxonomy places the organism in Eukaryota, Viridiplantae, Streptophyta, Magnoliopsida, Malpighiales, Euphorbiaceae.
UAGUGUAGUGAUUAAAAGAAGAACGGUGGCAUUUUUAUCAUAAGAGCAAACGACGUCGCUCCAUUUCCUUCUUUCCGAAUCCGAAUAAUAGGACCAUUUUCCAAUCCCUUCUGGCUCCCACUUUGGUAUAAAAGUAGAGUGGAAAUUCUCGCCACUCCUGCUCAACUCAUUGUAGGGACAAUUCUUAUUUCUCCUUUUCAAUAAUAUUGUCUUACUCCAAUCAGGAAAGAGGAAGAAGAAGGAGAAGAAGAGAUGGGAGGAGGCAAUGGACAGAAGUCAAAGAUGGCUCGCGAGAGAAAUAUGGAGAAGCAAAAAGGAGCUAAGGGAAGUCAGCUUGAAUCAAACAAGAAAGCCAUGUCGAUCCAGUGCAAGGUGUGCAUGCAGACAUUCAUUUGCACCACAUCAGAGGUGAAGUGCAGAGAGCACGCAGAAGCAAAACAUCCAAAAUCUGACGUAUACGCGUGUUUCCCACACCUCAAGAAAUGAUAUGCUGAUGGGGGAAAGGAAUUUGUAGAGAUGGGUUCCAAGAUCCCGCUCAUAUAAUCUCAUUGUGAUCUUUGCAGAGCAGCCCAUCCAAACUUCUUGGAUAGUUAUUUAUCAUGUAUUCCGAAAUAUUUGAGUAUAUUAUUUCCUAAUUCCUAUGCCUGAAUUUCUUA